This is a messenger RNA of Mesocestoides corti, 1623 nucleotides long. The record is from the annotation of a GenBank genome assembly. NCBI's taxonomy places the organism in Eukaryota, Metazoa, Platyhelminthes, Cestoda, Cyclophyllidea, Mesocestoididae.
AUGCUUUCUGGAUGCGCGUCUACCGAGCCCCAGUCAAAUAAUGGCGGUAACUCAUCGUCUCAGUACCACACAAAGGAUACUACUUUUACAAAGAUUUUCGUUGGUGGGUUACCCUAUCACACUACAGAUGCCAGUCUACGGGCUUUCUUUGAACGGUUUGGAGAAAUUGAGGAGGCAGUAGUGAUAACCGACAGACAGACUGGCAAGAGCCGUGGAUAUGGAUUCGUAACAAUGAUGAAGAAAGAGGAGGCGCUUCAAGCCAUAAAGGACCCAAAUCCUUGCAUAGACGGCCGCAAAGCCAACGUUAAUCUUGCAGUCUUAGGUGCCAAACCAAGGGUAAUUGCUGGAGAAGAGCCGGUUGCUGCGGGCCAGGUGUUACUGCGACCCUCAGUUUUAAGCUCACACCACCAAUCGCACACCCGCAUUUGCGGCCAGGCUACGGCUGGGGCGGGGGGCGGUGGACCGAGGCAGAUUGUGCAGAAGCUCUGCGCUGACUCUCCACAAGCCCCGGCCGGACCUGCACGAUUUCUCACCUGGCUCAUUGCAAACGCCUCGAAUCUUUUGGCGAUGGCUGGCGCACUUCAGCUGAUUCUCUCCGUACCAUCUGACCCCGUCGUGCGUUCGGCGCUUUUUAACGUUUCAGCAGUUCAGAUCCCUCAGAUAACCAUCGACAACUUUACUCGAAAGCUCUGUUUCUUAAUUGUCCCUUCCGUGCUAAACUUAGUCUGGUUCUCCAAGGUGCUGAUCAAAAAAGGCAACCUCCAGCUAAGACUGCGUGUGUGUGUGUGUGUACUAAGUCUCUUGGAACAGCUAGAGCCCAACUUACAACUCUUGUUGGCCCUCAGAUUGAUGCCCCUGAUAAUCUGCAGUGAAGCAGUUCCGGCAGGCAACUCUUGCGACCUAGGACUAUUCGCGUCUCUCGCAACCGCCAACCAGACAGCUACGCCAGCGCCGCUACUCGGGACCGGGCAAGUGAAUCCCGCCCUCCUCUCGAGUCUUAUUACUCUCAAUGUUGCGAAUCCAGGAACGGCAGCCGCGACGUCUCACGCAAUGUUUCCAACUACGCCUACUCCCGGUCACUCUGCCAGUCCCCUCUCCUCGUCACUGCCCGACUUCCAAAGCCAACAUAGCCCUUACCUACACCAUCCGGUGUCGAUGCUAGGUGCUCCAAAUCCGUUCGCCCUUGCUCAAUAUAUUUACGGUGCAAACCCUUGGCUCGAUGGGGGCCAUCACCAGCAACCUUUCAAUGCCGCACCGAAUCCACUAGGUGUCUCGCCUGUAAGCGCGUUUACGGGCACGUUUCCCACACCAGUUGACGGGAUGACUCGAGAAACGCUCCAGAGAAACCAUGUGGCCGCACAGUUAAUGGCUGGGGACGCCCUGACGAAGCAGACACCCCUCGUAACGCCCACGUGGUCGUCGGCUUUUCCGGCACAUGUUACGACGCCUGUGCCCACUACUAGUGUCAUGAACGACACUCGGGCAUCGCCUGGUUUCGCAAUGGUUGGUGGGUCACCGGGAAGUGCGAUCGGUGGUGUCACUCCAGUUUUUGGAAAUACCAGCGAUGCUGCGGGGACCACAUCUGCCACCGCACUGCAAACAAAGCAUCGAGGCUUCAUCUAA